This is a messenger RNA of Rhagoletis pomonella (apple maggot), 431 nucleotides long. RefSeq lists its product as uncharacterized. Lineage: Eukaryota; Metazoa; Arthropoda; Insecta; Diptera; Tephritidae. The coding region runs from base 1 to 390 and encodes 129 amino acids. The record is from RefSeq and is a predicted model, not a curated record. The transcript has 4 exons.
AUGUGUAUUUCCGUAUCACAAUUGGAGUUGUUGUCUGAGCAAAUUCAGUUGAAAGCUCCAUCAUUUGUGGUCACUACCAUCAAUCAAAACAAGCACAUCCACGCGCAUUUAUAUCCAAUGUUUCUCUUCAAGAAAAUAUCCAGUUACGAGCUAGUUUACGAUGAUUUUGUUGGCAGGCUAGGAUUGUGUCGCCCUUGCUUCUUUAUCGACUGCGCUAUUAAUAUUGUGGACUUUAUUGAAACUAUUUUUAGAGCAUGUGGCAUCACGUUCACAGCAAACCAUGUCGUUUGCGGGGAGCAUUUCGCGAGCUCGGAUUUGAUUGGUGGCGCACAACGAACGCACUUGAUGCCCAACUCUGUUCCAACGCUCUUUAUAAAACCACCUUUGUAAGUAUACUUUAAGAUCAGAGCCUUAGAAUAUAGAUGCAUGUA